Orbilia oligospora ATCC 24927 is the source of this 3438-nucleotide messenger RNA. RefSeq lists its product as uncharacterized. Lineage: Eukaryota; Fungi; Ascomycota; Orbiliomycetes; Orbiliales; Orbiliaceae. The record is from RefSeq and is a predicted model, not a curated record. Gene Ontology annotation, molecular function: ATP binding; ATP-dependent chromatin remodeler activity. Gene Ontology annotation, cellular component: nucleus. The transcript has 2 exons. Gene Ontology annotation, biological process: transcription-coupled nucleotide-excision repair. Bases 1 to 3438 code for a protein of 1145 amino acids.
AUGGAUGAAGCUUUAAAUAUCGAAGAGGAGCUUGGUCUCCAAAUUUUCACCCAUGAAUCCCUAGAAGAGAAAGUCGCUGAGAGAGCCGAGGCCGAGAUGCUCGAGAAAGAAGCCAAAGAGAGUGAGAAGAUGAAGAAGAAAGAAACUGCUGCCCUCGAGAAGCUGGAGAGUGAAAUCCGAACCACUCGUAGCUUGGUUAAUUCAACAUUUGGUCCUAGAAAGGCCAAGUACCAAGAGAAACUUAAUGAACUGCUAGUAAAAGUCGAGCUACACCAAGCCAAUAUUCUCGAUAUCGACCAACGCCUGCAACAGCGAACUAUCAAGGCUGCUGCCGCCGCGACUAAUAGCUCUCGAGACCAGCGCGUCGGGGAGUCGCGUCGAGAGUAUCUGAUUCGCAAGGGAGUUCUAAACCCCUUCUCAGAAGAAGGUCCCAGUGCUGAUGGCCCAUCUCUGGCCGCUGAUACCGCAACAACAACAGAUACGACUGGACCGACGGAAGCAUUGUCCUUCCAGGAUUUACGAGCUCCUGGUUUUGCUACAGAAAAGCAACCCAAGAUUACUGAUAACGCAGAAGUUACUGCAACGACAUCGACGCCAAAGGCGGUCGAUAACACCCAUCUACCCUCUCAGACUUCGAAACCAAGUCCCCAAAAAGUUCACCUUAGUACUGGAAAGGCUGCAGGGUAUGAGGAUGAUUACGAGGAAGAAGUAGUAAGAGCUACAAGACCUCGACGUGCCACGAAAAACACUGCUGCGCGUGCGGAUACCCAGCAUUCUGGCUCGAAUGAGGAUUCUGAUGAAUACAAGGAGGAAGGAGAAUGGAGUGAAAAGGAGGACGACGAGGACGACGAGAAAGAAAUUAUACCAAACCCGAAAAAACGUAAGGGCAAAUCAUCGCGUUCUGGUGGGAAGAGGAGAAAGAUGGAGGAAGAUAACGAUGCAGAUAAGGAAGACUUAGGAGGAUACGACGAUGGCUACGAGCAUGUCUACCAAAAGCGACUCAAAUCUUGGUGUGCAAAACGUGCAGCCGCCAGAGCUGAGAACGACGAAGAAGAUGAUGACAAGAAAACACCUGAAUGGUUCAAGCCGUCCCCCUCCGCCCCGGAUCAUAUCGUCGACGAUGGCUUCAAGCUCCCUGGUGACAUUGCUCAAUCACUCUUUGACUAUCAAAAGACAGCCGUUAAUUGGCUAUGGAACCUUCACGCCAAACAGCAUACUGGCGGAAUCCUCGGAGAUGAAAUGGGACUCGGGAAAACCAUCCAGACUAUCGCAUUCAUAGCGGGUCUGCACUAUAGUCAACUACUGACAAAACCAGUUCUCAUUGUCGCACCAGCGACAGUCCUAAAACAAUGGUGCAACGAGUUUCACAAGUGGUGGCCGUGUUUGCGAGUUUCAAUCCUGCACUCUUCCGGGAGUGGGAUGCUCUCAAUUGCCGCAGAUAAAAAAGCUGAAGAAACGAUUGAUGACGACGAGGGUUUAUUAGAAGUAUUGGAGAGUGCGGCACCCUCCAAAGCGCAGAAGGCCGCGAAGAAAAUUGUCGACAAGGUCAAGGCUAAGGGCCAUAUCCUUAUAUCAACAUACACCGGCCUCAGCACAUAUCACAAAUUGCUUCUCGACACAGACUGGGAGUGUGUGGUGCUUGACGAAGGACACAAAAUCCGCAACCCAGAAGCGAAGAUCACUAUUGCCGCAAAACAACUUCGUAGCACAACUAGAUUCAUCCUUUCAGGAACCCCAAUCCAGAACAAUCUUCGCGAACUUUGGAGUUUGUUCGAUUUCGUUUACCCUGGGAAGCUUGGUAUAUACCAAGUAUUCAAUGAGAAUAUUGCGAUCCCGAUCAAACUUGGUGGUUAUGCUGGAGCCAACAGUACCCAAAUUCACACUGCGUUCAAGUGUGCAGUAGUUUUAAGAGAACUUAUUAAUCCUUAUAUGCUUCGCCGCCUAAAGGCAGACGUCGCAGUCUUGCCACCUAAGCAGGACCAAGUUUUAUUUUGCAACCUUGUUGUUGAACAGAAAGAGGCCUACGAAAAUUACAUCAAGUCUCCCGAAGCCUUCGACAUAUUAUCCGGAAAAAGAGACGUACUCGCGGGCAUUGAUGUCCUCAGAAAGAUUUGCAAUCAUCCCGACCUCUGCAAUCGCGAAAAACUAUCUAUUGAUCAUGACUACGACUACGGAAAUCCUGUCAGAUCUGGAAAGAUGCAAAUCGUUAAGGGCCUCCUCAAAGCAUGGGAGAAAGACAACUUGAAGUGCUUGAUCUUUUCGCAAGGCACACAGAUGCUGGAUAUUUUAGAGAAGUUCGUGAAGAAGAAGUACCGUUACUUACGUUUGGACGGCACUACAGAUAUCAAGUUAAGGCAAUCUAUGGUUGAUCAAUACAACAACGAUCCUACCCUCCAAGUUUUCCUCCUCACCACCAAGGUUGGUGGUUACGGUCUAAACCUAACUGGCGCAACAAGAAUCAUCAUAUUCGAUCCGGAUUGGAAUCCUUCUAAUGAUAUGCAAGCAAGAGAACGAUCCUGGAGACUAGGACAGAAACACGAAGUUCGGAUCUACCGACUUCUCAGCAGGGGUACCAUCGAAGAAAAGAUCUAUCAACGACAACUAUACAAGCAAUUCCUUACGAAGAAGAUCCUAGAAGACCCUGAACAACGUCGUGCCUUUAGAAUGGAUGACAUGAGAGAUUUGUUCACACUGGGAUCGAUGGAGCAUGGGACGGAAACCGGAAGCUUGUUUGAAGGAGUUGAGAAGACGUUGACAGAAGCGAAGCGUAUAUCCGAGGACGAAAAGUCCGAGGAGGUCCAGAAGAUUGCGGGGGUCCAUAAGCUCGAGAACUUCGUCGGGGGAGAAAAUAACAUGCUGAGCGGCCCAAUGACGGGCGAGGCUUCAGAGCCUGACGAGAAGGCCCCAGGAAGUCCGAGCAAAUCGGACAAAAAACGCAAACGGGACGAGGGGGACAAGGGGGACCACAUCCUCGAGACGAUUUUGGCGCAAGCCGGCGUUCAUAGCAUAGUAGAGCAUGACGCCGUGAUGGCUACGUCAAAAUCGAGCCUGAGCAUAAUCGAGCGAGAGGCGAAUCGUAUCGCCAAGAGUGCAAAGGAAGCACUCACUCGCUCAUUCGAGGCCAUACAGAGGCACAGCGUCCCCGGCCAAGUCACUUGGACUGGCCGUGUAGCUAAGGCUACACGUAAAAAGGGGGGUGACCCCAAACUUCCGGACCGUCUUUUAAGACGGCCGGAAAUCGCCUCAAGAACCAGAAACUGGUUCUUGGACCAUGAGGCGAGGGGGGGGAAGGUGACGACGAAGAUGAUAAUGGAUGCAUUCAAUCCAAUCAUCCACGAGAAGGACCUGGCGUCCUUCAAAACAAGUUUGAAGGAGAUGGCGGAGUUGAACAAGGAGACGAAGGUUUGGGGGCUGAAGGUGGCCGGGAAGCCCUCCUAG